UUUGCGAUUUAACAGCUUCGGUACAUGGCAGUAGGUACAUAGACGUUCAAGCCAUUAUACAUUCGAAUAAUUGGCUUAAAGUUGUGUGAGUGUGUGUCUUUUAAACAAUAAUAAUGAAAUUAAUCAUAAUUUUUUUAUCAAUAUCAAUGGUUGGACUUAGUUUAUUAACUUGCCGAGAUAUGCCAAUGAACUUUAUCGAAAUCGCAAACGAAUUAGGCUACUCGGUGCGGGAGUACGACGUGGUCACGCAAGACGGAUAUAUUUUAAAAUUGUUUCAUAUACCCGGUGAUAGAAGUAGACCCGUUUUACUGAUGCACGGCCUCGUUGAUUCGGCUGAUACUUUCAUUUUAAGGAGGGAUACAUCUCUAUGUAUUGCACUGGCUAAUGCGGGCUAUGACGUUUGGAUCGGAAACAAUAGGGGUAAUAAGUACUCACGACGUCACCAAUAUUUGGAUCCGGACAGUGAUAAAGAAUUUUGGGAUUACAGCUUUCACGAACUUGGUUACUAUGACCUUCCCGCUAUAAUAGACUUUGUGCUUGAUAACACUGGAGCGAAGAGUUUGAGUGCCAUAGGACAUUCACAAGGUAACUCAAUAUUUCUAGUCCUCGGCGCAACGCGACCAGAAUACAACGAAAAGAUAAAGGUCUUAGUGUCUUUGUCACCGAUAUGUUUUCUGAAUAACAUGAAAAAAUCGGCUUCCCGGUUGUUGAAAUUAUUUCCAGUAAUUGUUCAAUUCUUCACAAUAACGGGGCAGGUUGAGAUUUUAGGCGAGAAUACAGUCUUCGCACGUAUAUUUAGGUAUAUCUGUGGAACCAAAAAUAGUUAUGGCUUUUGUGCGCAUGGAAUCUUUUUUCGUUUAGCGGGAAAUGAUCCCGAAGAACUUGAAGCUGACUUCUACCCCACCGUUGUUGCUUAUUAUCCAACAGGCACGUCUAAGAAGAAUGUCGUACACUUGUCACAGGUUAGUAUCAGACGAACUUUUGCGGAAUUUGAUUAUGGACUGAGAAAUUUUGACAUUUAUAACUCAACUGUUUCUCCGGAAUACGAUUUAAGUAAAGUUAAGAUGAAAGUUGCGCUACUGGCUGGGAGAAAUGAUUACAUAUCCACAAUAAAGGAUGUAUUAUUAUUAAGGAGUAAAUUACCGAAUGUUAUUGAAUAUACUGUUGUAAAACAUAAGAAAUUUAAUCAUAUAGAUGGGGUGUGGGGAAGGAAUAUGAACGUUUAUCUUUUUCCAAGUAUUUUCGACAUUUUAUCAAAGCAUGGCUGACGUGUGAUUAUUUUUGAACAUCCUAUGUUAAUCUGAACUUUUUUGUGGUAUCUGUGGAUUUACAAACUAU
This is a messenger RNA of Nymphalis io (European peacock), 1338 nucleotides long. RefSeq names its product lipase 3-like. Gene Ontology annotation, biological process: lipid metabolic process. Lineage: Eukaryota; Metazoa; Arthropoda; Insecta; Lepidoptera; Nymphalidae. Gene Ontology annotation, molecular function: hydrolase activity, acting on ester bonds. The transcript has a single exon. Bases 114 to 1268 code for a protein of 384 amino acids. The record is from RefSeq and is a predicted model, not a curated record.